CACACCUAAAAAAUGCAGAAACAUGAGAGAGAGUGAAUUCAUAGAGCUCCGGUUUUUCGCACAAAACCGAUGAGCAAUAAAAUUAGAAUGAAUGUUUUAUCCUGGAGGCGACCGAUUGAUAGUCUGCUGUGCGCAAUACGAGGUAGUUCCACGAACGUCUUAAAAAGAGCGAUCUAGUCCGCAACUCAACCAGAUCGAUAACCUUAAUUUUUCUGUUGGGUUUGUAACGCACUAUACUACUACAUUGUGUGAGAGACAUUAUAAGCAGCAGGUUUUCCUGACUCUUCUUCACCUUAUUGUUAUCACUCGCAAACAAAUAUAAAUAAUCACGUGCGUGUCCAUUAUCGAGACGGCCACCGGAGACGACAAUACAUAGGUGGCGAAAUUGAGAAUAAACCGCGGCGAGAAAGCACCAACUGAUCCAGGCUCCAUUAAUGAUUAAACUAAUCCAUGCAUGUUUCGUUUGUCCCACACUACCCGAUCCAUUGGUUUGUUGGUAUUAGGACUAACUUACUCUCUAAUUAGUAAUUAGCAAACGCUUCUUCCUUAACGUAUGACUCUACUCAUCAAUUGUUUGCGUGUAUAUAUAUAUAUAUAGGGCACCCUCCGAGCCCACCAAUACAAACAACCCAGUUAAGAAAUAGCACUCAUCAAUCAAUCAUUCAAAACCAUAUAUAUCAAUGGCAGCUUCUUCCAUCGCCGUCCUCACUAUCCUAAUCGGAAUCAUGAUAGCGUUCGACGGUGCGAACGCGGAGGACGCCGCCCCUCCAUUGUACGUGUGCAACGGCAAUGUGGACGCCGGCAUGACUCCAUGCGUUAGCAAAAUGGCAACCACUUUGAUAACGAGGGAUCCGAGGCGUGGCGGGAGGACGAAUCAGUGCAGCGUCAACGCCACCACGACGCUCCAUGCAGUGGCAUACUGUUACGACAUAGACUAUCUCCCGCUCUGCCGCUUGUGCUUGCAACAUGCUACGAAGAAGGUGAUGAGUAGUUGUCCGGAUCGGGUCGGGGCCCGAAUCAACAACACUCUGUGUGCGUUUAGAUAUGAGGCUUAUUCUUUCUUCUGAGUUUUGGCCCAUGCAACAAUAUAAUGGGUUUCGUCGACCGAUCGACCGGCGACUUUAUUCACAAGGAUUGAUGCCAAAAGCUUAUAAUUAGCUUGCAUCGAUCAUAGAAUUGAUACUACCUAUCUAGUUUCUGAAGUUUCAUAUGUUUUGCUGUAUUUUUUCCUUUUGUUUCUGGGCACAUGCAUAUGGAUUUUGUAUGUGUGGUGAUAGAGCUUUUGCUUGAUGCAUGCACUCAUGUUUUUCUCGAUAUUGAGUAGUAUCUAUCUCAUUUAUCAGUUAUCAGUAUAUGCUUGAAUUUUUUUAUUUUGAUUCAUGAAUUAGGGGUGACCAUUGGAUAACAUUUACGAAUUCGUGAUGAGUUGGAUUUAAUGACUUGAGAUAUUCAUCCGUUGAUUAGUUAAGUGGAAUCCCAAAUUUGAGUGAAAUAACAAUUUACAACAUUCCUUAUUUCAAUUUUAAUGAUUUAUAAUUUAUUUAACACUUAACAACAAGAAAAAUAGCUUGCAAGUUGAUAUCAUCAGAGCUCAAUAGCUCAUAAAGUCCUUGAGCUAUUGAAACUAAUAAUUUAGAUGAUAGAGUUACGUUUGUAAGUGAUGUUGAUUUCUCGGGUAGAGUACAUCGAUACCACUAACGUAUGAGAAUUGCGGGAGUUAUACCACUUAAAUAAGAAUAGGGCAUCGCGUAUCACUGAACUCUAUUAUAUGUGCACCCGGUACGAGUUAAGUUUAAUGCUAAGUGCAUUUCGUUAAAGUUAACAAAAUAUUCUUGAAAUAUUUUAUUUUUUAAAUUUCAUAAGUGAUUCUUCUACUUUUCUUAUUGUAAAAAAUCAUUUAAACUUAUGAAAAUAUUUUAUUUUUUAGUUGGGAUCCUCUUUUCAAUACUUGAUAUCAAACCAAUUUUUGAAUAAAAAAUUUAGAAUUGAUUAUUAUUAAGUAUUUUCAAUUAUCAUUAGUUCAAUUUUCUAAUAUUAUAUUGUAUAUGUUCCAUAUUAGUUAAAAUUACUAAUUCUAAUUUUCUUCAUAUAGUCUUUUUUCAAUUAUUGGAAUAUGUUUAAUUCUUUUUGAUUGUGUUCCAUUUAUCUUUGUUUGGUUUUGAUGUAUUGAUGAUCGAUUAGGUUCUAUUUUAACUGUUUCCAAUGGUGCUUUUAAUUGAAUUAGGGGGGUUUAAAUAGAUAAUAUACUAUUAAUUUUAAAUAUUUACUAUUGCAUUCUAGUAUAUUUAUUAUUAUUCUUGAUAUUCAUUUAUUAUUUUUACUAAUUUAUCUAUUUUAUUGGAAAGUUUUGAUUAGCCAUUCUAGUAAUAAUAUAUUUAGAAUGUUUUCUAAUUUUUAUAUUAGAUAAAACUUGUUGAAAUAGUUUUGAAUGUUUUUAAGAGUUUUGGGUACCAAAAAGUAAUUAAAAGUUCGUGUUUGAUAGAAAAGUAGAUGGAUGCACAUUUUGGCGACUUUAAUAGUACCCGACGCCAUAUUCAAACUUAAGUGAUAUGUCUACCUGAUUUCAAACUUAAAUAGUACCCGAAGUAUUUUGCCUUUGAUUUCCCUCUUGAUAUUUACAAGGUAACUCAAUAUAAUUAUGCCUAAGUGACAUCUAGAUGUCGUGUUACUCCACAACGUAUUCUUCUUGAUUUCUAAAUUGCUGUAAAACUGCUAAAUAAAACGUAUUGGUGUCG
Messenger RNA from Linum trigynum, 2735 nucleotides. NCBI's taxonomy places the organism in Eukaryota, Viridiplantae, Streptophyta, Magnoliopsida, Malpighiales, Linaceae. The record is from the annotation of a GenBank genome assembly.